This is a messenger RNA of Knipowitschia caucasica, 987 nucleotides long. Lineage: Eukaryota; Metazoa; Chordata; Actinopteri; Gobiiformes; Gobiidae. The record is from the annotation of a GenBank genome assembly.
AUGGACUUGAUUCCAACGUCGGAUAUGGAUAUGCAGAUUAUACUGGAUAGGGUGCCCGAUUGUGCCUUCUGGACCCUGAUGGACCAAAAUGAAAGAGUCAGAACUCACAUAGAGGAACAGGCCAACAGAGUGGUGGAGAUGCUAACUGGAAAGCCAAAGCUGUUACCAUGCAAGGCCAAAGACGCUGAGAAUAUUUCUACAGAGGUCGUCCUGACGUCUGCUCUAGAGGUCACACUACAUUCUCCAGAACAAACAGAAGAAGAAAAAGAUGUGCCCAGCUAUUAUGGAGAGGUGAAAAUGUCUAUUCAAGUCUUGUGUGGGCCUCCCGAAAAAUCUCUUAGGCAAAUUCUACAAUUGCUCGAUUCUGAGAACUGGGAGAACAAGCUAAGGGCUCUGUUUGCUGUCCAAGACUUGACAAGGCGCCGGCCUGAAUCUCUUAGAGGACUCCUCUGCAGCCUGUCUUUCGCCGUGAGCGCGGAAGUGAAAAACCUGCGCUCAGCAGUGUCUAAAACCGCCAUGGCCACGCUUUGUGUCAUGUUCCGCAUCUUCAAAAAGUCCAUGAACAACGUCAUCGCUGAAACUGGAGCCUUCUUGCUUUGCAAAGUUUUAGAUUUGAAUAUGUUCAUCCAGCAGCAAGCCAGCGAAGCUCUCACAUCCAUGGUGGAGAACUGUUGCUCCCUCCAGGUUCUGAAAACCCUGGUUUAUUCGGGGCUCGUCCAUCGGGCUGUUGCCGUGAGAGCAUGUGCCGCGCAGAACAUCGGAAACUUGAUGAAAGUUGUGGGAUCAAAAAAGCUGAUUCAGUGGGAAGCAUUGGCAAAAGUCUUUGUCCUUGCUGUGAGGAGCUGGCUUGCCCUCGCACCCCACUUGAGUCCCUCCUCGCUGGGCUUGGUGUGGUCUUGGAAGCCCCUGGAGCAUGGGACUGGUGCCAAACUCACCACAGAAACCAAACCAGACCUGAAAAUACAGCCGAACAUUCUGUGCUUCUGA